Molecule: messenger RNA, 918 nt
Organism: Medicago truncatula (barrel medic)
Lineage: Eukaryota; Viridiplantae; Streptophyta; Magnoliopsida; Fabales; Fabaceae
Product: glycine-rich protein 3
Exons: 2
Coding region: 54-473 (139 amino acids)
Source: RefSeq, a predicted model, not a curated record
UAAUGUUGAUUGAAUUCAGAUUUUACUACAAUUAAACUCCAAGUAAAUCAACCAUGAAAACUAAACCGUUGAUCUUCGUGUUCUUUCUUUGCCCGCUAAUUAUCAUCUCUGUUAUGGCAAUCGAUUCAUCGAAAGUUGGUGAAACUGAAAACUCCAAAAACAAAAUUGGGGUAGAAAGAGUUGAGGAUGGACACAAUGGAGACCAUGAAGGAGGAAAUGUUGAUGGAUUAUUUGAAAAUAUUAUACAUCGGAUGGUAGAUAAAUUGUUGGGAGGAGGAAAACGUAGAGAAGCUAGAAGAGGGAGAAAUAGAGGCAAUUGGGGAGGAGGAAACGAAUAUAGUUCGGUAAGAGGAGGAUAUGAAGGACCUGGAGGAGGAUAUGAAGGUCGUGGAGGAGAAGAAGGAGGUUGGGAAGCAGGAGUACAUGAAGAAAAUUUUGAAAGAGGAGAAAAUGAAGAACCCGGUUUGGGGUGAGAAGAAAGAAGCAGCAAAAUAAAUGGUGGGUGCUUGAAGCAUCCAUGAAAAUCAAACAAAUGUGUGUAUUUUAUUUCAUGAAGUAUGAAUAAGAAGAAAAUUGUUUUUCCCACUUCACACAAUGCUAAGAAACACCGUAAAAUCACAAGUUUAACCUCAAAUUCCAUCCAUCAACAAUUAACUGCCAAUAAAGUUAUAUUGGUAAUUUUGUGGUGUUUCAUUACAACCUUUGAUGUGGGAACAUCAAUUUUCAAAUAAGAAAAAAUGCACUUUAUUUUACUCCAUGUUCGGUCUUUAAUAGGAUCACUAUUUUCCGCUUAAAUUAAAUUGUCUUUCAUUAAAAUCCUUAGAUUGUACCACCUAUAUCAUUAUGUUCAAAUAGAUAAGAUGUACCACCAUUACAUGUCAUGUUAUUUUAUUCAACGAGAUAUUUUAAUUUCAAUAA